Messenger RNA from Pollicipes pollicipes, 2631 nucleotides. RefSeq lists its product as uncharacterized. The transcript has 8 exons. Lineage: Eukaryota; Metazoa; Arthropoda; Thecostraca; Pollicipedomorpha; Pollicipedidae. The coding region runs from base 158 to 1279 and encodes 373 amino acids. The record is from RefSeq and is a predicted model, not a curated record. Gene Ontology annotation, biological process: proteolysis. Gene Ontology annotation, molecular function: cysteine-type endopeptidase activity.
CGGCGGCGCGCACUCGGAGCUGCGCCUCACGCCGGACGCCGCCGACGCGCGCGCCAUCUGUCGCGUCACCUGCGAGUUUGUGCCGGACGAGGACUUCGUCAACAGGAGCCAGACGCAGCCGGCCGUGUUCCGAGUGGUGCAUGCCGCCCACUCCAAAAUGGCCCUCAUCAUCGGCAACUCCAACUACCAGAAGUUGGAAGUGCUGAGGAAGGUGGACGAGGACGUGCCGUCGUUCCGUGCCAAGAUGGAGCGGCUGGGGUUCGGCACCCUGGUGGCCAUGAACCUGACCACCAGCGCCGCCUGGGAGACGGCCGAGUACUUCGCGCGGCUGGCGGCGCCCGGCGCCUACCUGGUGGUACUGCUGGCUGGCCACGGCUUCACGCAUCAGCGCCAGGACUACCUGAUGCCGGUCGACCACCCGCGGCUCGGCGCCCUCGCUGGGCCCGACCUCGCCCAAUGUCUGUGCCUGUACACCCUGGAGUGCCGGCUGCAGCGGACGAACCCGGCGAUGCUUUUGAUGUGCGCCGACACGUGUCGCAGCCCGGGUCCGCCCGAGGUGGUGCUGCCGCCCCGCCGCCGCCAGGAGCGGCUCCAGCCCACCAGGAACGUGAUGCGACUGUACUCCACUCAGGUUGGCCACGAGGCGCUGGACGACGGCUGCUUCAUGUCCCACCUGCUGAACAACAUCGGCGAGGAUAUCACGAUCCAGGAGCUGGGUAUGCGAACGCUGCGGAUCCAGGGGGUGCAGUUCCCGAUCGCCGAGAUCUCGGUGGCUGCUGAGUACAGUCUGCGCGACUGCGCCGACCACCGCACCACGCUGGACGUGGUGCUCACGCGCCGCCGCGAGAACAUCUGCGACCCGUCGCUGGGGCUCGAGCUGGGGCUGCAGGAGAGCUGGAGCACGUACAUCUGGCACGGGCGGCACGAGCUGCUACUGACGCUGGAGCUGACGGGGCCGGCCCGACACAUCUGCGUCUGGAACGUGCUGCCGGUGGACUGCAGCGAUGGUCAGGCUCGUCUGCUGUCGCCGCAGCUCGCCUUCCGAAGGGAGAGCGGCGACCAGACGUCGCUGCGCAGCUCGUGGCGGCUGACCGGCCUGACGCCGGUGCCCGGCUGGGUCACUGUCAACGCCCUGGUGGUGCUGGCUCGCGGCGAACAGAGGACCGGCUACGUGCUGCGCGAGCGGCGCCUGCUGCUCGGCCCGCUGGGUCUCGAGGAGGCGCCCGAGCAGCGGCCGACCAGCCCAGAAUGCAAACUCUCAAACGUGGAGCCGCGCUGACCUUCGACGGCGGUGUCCGGGGGUGGGGAGGGAGUGCGAGGAGACGACGGAAGGGAAGAGGAGGGGAUGGGCGAUCAGGGAUUGGCGAGGCGGUGAGAAGUUUGAGCGAGAAGGCCGCAGGGCUUGUGAGCCGGCUGUGUUGCACGCGACGUUCGUGUACUUUAUGAUGGAACCCGCUGAAGUUCCAAAACUUGAACGUCCGUCCAGUUGUGUAGCCCGAUGUUUUGGGCUCGGCGCGCGCCGUCUGACACAGCCUUGGCUGAAGCUGAAGUUGCUGAAGCUGAGGUCACUAUGCGCUGCCGAGCGCGUUAGCAUGUUGCUGAGCCGCUGCCGCGGCGUGGGCUGCGCGUGAGUCCGGCGCCGCACCCUCUUGAGCGCGGCCAGCGGCGGUGAGCAGGCCACGCGGCGCAAGUGAGCAGCGUGCCACCUCACCCGUCUUCCUCAGCGCGCAAGUACCGGGGUUGGCGUCGAAGCGCGCCGCUGGGCGCCGCUCGAUGGGCGCAGGCCGGCAGGGGACCCCAUGAGGAGGCGCGGGGUGGUGGAGCUCCCGGACUGCGCGGCGGUGGCAGGCAAUGGGGGUGUUGCGGUGCGAUGGUGCGAGACGGUCGAUGAUGCUGAGGAAGGCGCGAGAGCGGUCGGUCGCUCUGGACCCUUUUGUACGCUGUGUGGCGGUCUCUUCAAGCCUGGUUAUGACGGUGCGGUUGAAAUGGAGCGGCGCGCCAGCCAGUAGCUACGCGUCAUUCGAAUGACGCUUCGUCGAGGUGUUUAGCUGAUCUUUGGAGGUGGCGACGCUUGCUGGUGGUUAUUCAGUCAGUUUAGCCGUCGCACUGAGGUGGUACAGAUUGAAUGCUAUCGUUGUCAUUUGAUGAUGACGUGUGUCUUCACGUGCUCCUCGUGUGUUCCCUAUGGAACUGCCAUAGUCGAGCGUCAAACGCUGUACCUGGCUACGGGUUAUGGCCGAGACGGUCAAAGGAAUAGUGCGAUGCUGUUCGAUUGCGGAGUUGAUGCAGGAUCGUGCAGGCCUGGGCAACCGCUGCAUUGAGGUAAACUGAUAAAUACGGGUGGUAACAGAAGCAAAGGUACUUACACCCUUUGAUAUGUAGUUAAUCGAAGUUGAACGGCGCAUGCCUUGAGUCAUAGAGCGAUUGCGAUUUUACGGACAUAUAUGUUUGUGAUAAGCAUGUACCCCUUCCGCCGAAAUUGCGCGUCCUCCUGACUUAUUUGGGGGCUGUGAGUGUGCAUUGUUCGUGCAUGAUAUCCGUUAUUCGUUUAAAUGUGCUUUUUCGAGCUUUUUGAAGUUGCUGAUGCGUUGUAAUACAUGAGUAAGGCGGCCUUUUGGCGUUUUCGGUCAU